Messenger RNA from Mercenaria mercenaria, 10544 nucleotides. RefSeq names its product repressor of RNA polymerase III transcription MAF1 homolog. Gene Ontology annotation, biological process: negative regulation of transcription by RNA polymerase III. The transcript is spliced from 6 exons. Bases 506 to 1231 code for a protein of 241 amino acids. Gene Ontology annotation, cellular component: nucleus. Lineage: Eukaryota; Metazoa; Mollusca; Bivalvia; Venerida; Veneridae. The record is from RefSeq and is a predicted model, not a curated record. Gene Ontology annotation, molecular function: RNA polymerase III core binding.
UGAUGGAUUAUGGGUAAAGUUGACCCAAAUUUUCGGAAGGUCACCAUUGUUUACUGUGUUGUUGGUGAAAUGAACUUCAGGGUAUUACUUACUAGAAAGUGAAAUGAGUGUUAACUAAUGCGUCAGGUUACUGUUCAAAAGUGCAUUUAUCUAAAAUCUGACUGAUUAGUUGUUCAUUAUUACUGAGAAAUUACAAGAGACCAGCGGAAAUUUGUCUGUAUAAUCUCGAUUUAGAUAUAUAAGAAAUAUUGUACCUACAGCUGAUUCAACAAUUCCAAUGGAUCUCAUCGAAAAAAGUCAGAAAAUGAUUAGAUUGGAUUCAUCCUCUGAAAAUGUUUAUCCUGUAUUUAUUCAAAGAAACUGUAGUAAAAGAAAACUAUUAAUCCCGUUCCCCUUUACCACCAGCUCGUUUAGACAAUCUUUACAAAGUACUCAAUAGAAGUUUUUUCACAAGUAUUUUAGACAGUGUGCAUAGGUUUUUGUGUAUAAUCGAAAAGAAAUAAAAAUGAAGUUUCUGGAGAAUUCAAAAUUUGAAGCAAUAAAUGCUGCUCUAACUGUAGAGAUAGAGAACUACAGGAUUGAGGGAAGAAUUGAGAGUUAUUCCUGCAAGAUGGCUGGCAAUGACAAGAGAUUGUUUAAGACAUUGGUACAUGAGUCAGCAGAGUCACACCACAGUGAUCUACAAGUGCUUUCACCACCACAGAGCACUGUUUCUCUCAGUCCAAAUAAGAGUUAUGGAAGAAGCAUGAGUGAUGGUGAGUCCUAUCUGUGUGAUACAAUCUCAACAAAGACACUCUUCUACCUGAUCUCUACACUCAAUGCCUCUUUCAACCCAGACUAUGAUUUCAGUAAUGCUAAAAGUGAAGAAUUCAGCAAAGAGCCUAGCCCUGAGUGGGUAAUUAACACAGUAGAUAGCCAGCUUCAGUCAGCUGCCAAUGAAAUUUUCUGCAGAAUCAAACAGAAUCUGUGGUCAGCUAUAGAUGAGGAGAUAAUGCUGCGAGAUUGUGAUGUAUAUAGCUACAAUCCAGAUUUAAGUUCUGAUCCCUUUGGUGAAGAUGGAUGUAUCUGGUCCUUCAACUAUUUCUUCUAUAACAAGAAACUAAAACGCAUAGUGUUUUUUACGUGCAGAGCUUCAAGUGGCAGCCCAUAUGGAGACUCAGGAAUAGGGCAGGAUAUCUCUACAGAUGAUUCCAGUGAUCUGCUGUUUGAUAAUGAACAAGACAUGGAGUAGCAGGUUACUGGAGACAGUUUUUAAGAGUUUUAUUAUACAGAUACUGUAUUCAAUAUUCAUAUUACUACCUUUUGCCAGAUUUUGAUUGUGAAACUGUUGUUUGUUUAUUAAAGUAGUUCUGCACGUUUGAUAAACCGGAACUAAUGGCGUAACAUCAUUUAUCUGGAAAACGUAGAAUAAAGCCUGGACUCGGCAUAUAGAAACGAAAAUCAUUUUAUGAAUCAAUGUUAAUCCGUUGAUAAAUGUAUUAAUCCAACAAAGUUACUAUUUAUGUAAAGAUGAAAUAUUGUAUUAAAAUGUCUAGCACGUUAAAUCAUUCUCAAUAAUCUCUUAAAAUCAACUUGAAAUGUGCAGAUCCAUUUAAUCUCGAGCUAAUAUUUCAAAAACUAGCAGAAGGACCUAUACAUUUUAUUUCACCAUAUUACAGGCCAUAUGUUUAUUAUGCUCCCCUUUGAAGAAGGUGGGGUAUAUUGUUUUGGAGAUGUCGGUCGGUCUGUCCAUAGACCAAUCCGUUUCUGGAUGGUAACUCAAGAACGCUUGGGCCUAGGAUCAUGAAAGUUGAUACAGAGGUUGGUCAUGACCAGCAGAUGACCCAUAUUGAUUUUAAGGUCACAGUGUCUCCGAACAGUUAAACGGUUUCUGAAUGACAACUCAAGAAUGCUUGGGCCGGCCUAGGAUCAUGAAAGUUGAUAGGGAGGUUGGACAUGACCAGCAGAUUUUGAGAUCAGUAGGUCAAAGGUCAAAGUCAUAGUGACCCGGAACAGUUAAGCGGUUUCCAGAUGAUAACUCAAGAAUGCUUGGGCCUAGGAUCAUGAAAGUUGAUAGGGAGUUGGUCAUAACCAUCAGAUGACUGCUAUUGAUUUUGAGAUCAGUAGGCCAAAGGUCAAGUUCACAGUGACCCGGAACAGUUAAACUGUUUCCAGAUGCUUAGGCCUAGGAUCAGGAAAGUUUAUAAGAAGGUUGAUCAUGACCAGCAGAUGACCCCUAAGGAUUUUGAGGUUAGUAGGUCAAAGGUGAAGGUCACAGUAACCUUGAACAAUUAAACCAUUUCUGGAAGAUAACUUUAGACUUGUGUGUAAAGAUCAUAUAAGUUGAUAGGAAGGAUGGUCAUGACCAGCAGGUGACCCCUAUUGAUUUUGAGGUCAGUAGGCCAAUGGUCAAGGCCAUAGUGACCCGGAACAAUAAAACUGUUUCCGGGCUAUAACUUGAGAACACUUAGGCCUAGGAUCACGAAACUUUAAAGGGAUGUUGAUCAUGACCAGCAGAUGACCCUAUUGACUUUGAGGUCAGAGGUCAAGGUCACAGGGACCCAGAACUGUUUUUGGAUGAUAACUUGAGAACUAUUGGGCCUAAGGUCACAAAACUUUAUAGGGAGGUUGCUCAUGACCAGCAGAUGACCACUAUAGAUUUUGAGGUCAGCAGGUCACAUUGACCCAGAACAGUAGACUUUUUUUGCCAAAUAACUAGAGAACGCUUGGGUCUAAGGUCACAGAAAUUUAUAGGGAGGUUGAUCAUGACCAACAGAUGACCCCUAUUGAUUUUAAGGUCAGCAGGUCACAUUGACCUAAAACAGUAGAAUUUUUUUUGCCAAAUAACUAGAGAAUGCUUUGGUCUAAGAUCAUAUUUGAUACAGAGUUUACUUAUGACUGGUAAAUUACCCAUAAUUAUUUAUUUGAGGUCAGUAUGUCAAAUGCCCAGUGCACAGUGACUAUCAAAGCUUUUGCUUUACAACUUGCAAUACUUGUUCACCAUCAAAAGCUGACUCUGUACAGCAAGAAACGUAACUCCAUCCUGUUUUUAGCUCACCUGUUACAAAGUGACAAGGUGAGCUUUUGUGAUCGCGCGGUGUCCGUCGUCUGUCCGUCCGUGCGUCCGUAAACUUUUGCUUGUGACCACUCUAGAGGUCACAUUUUUCAUGGGAUCUUUAUGAAAGUUGGUCAGAAUGUUCAUCUUGAUGAUAUCUAGGUCAAAUUCGAAACUGGGUCACGUGCCUUCAAAAACUAGGUCGGUAGGUCUAAAAAUAGAAAAAUCUUGUGACCUCUCUAAAGGCCAUAUUUUUCAUGGGAUCUGUAUGAAAGUUGGUCAGAAUGUUCACCUUGAUGAUAUCUAGGUCAAGUUCGAAAGUGGGUCACGUGCCAUCAAAAACUAGGUCAGUGGGUCAAAUAAUAGAAAAACCUUGUGACCUCUCUAGAGGCCAUAUUUUUCAUGGGAUCUGUAUGAAAGUUGGUCUGAAUGUUCAUCUUGAUGAUAUCUAGGUCAAGUUCGAAACUGGGUCACGUGCCAUCAAAAACUAGGUCAGUAGGUCAAAUAAUAGAAAAACAUUGUGACCUCUCUAAAGGCCAUAUUUUUCAUGGGAUAUGUAUGAAAAUUGGUCUGAAUGUUCAUCUUGAUAAUAUCUAGGUCAAGUUCAAAACAGGGUCAUGUGCGGUCAAAAACUAGGUCAGUAGGUCUAAAAAUAGAAAAACCUAGUGACCUCUCUAGAGGCCAUACUUGUGAAUGGAUCUCCAUAAAAAUUGGUCAGAAUGUUCACCUUGAUGAUAUCUAGGUCAAGUUUGAAACUGGGUCACGUGCCUUAAAAAACUAGGUCAGUAGGUCAAAUAAUAAAAAAACUUUGUGACCUCUCUAGAGGCCAUACUUUUCAUGGGAUCUGUAUGAAAGUUGGUCUGAAUGUUCAUCUUGAUGAUAUCUAGGUCAAGUUUGAAACUGGGUCAACUGCGGUCAAAAACUAGGUCAGUAGGUCUAAAAUUAUUAAAAUCUUUUGACCUCUCCAGAGGCCAUAUUUUUCAAUGGAUCUUCAUGAAAAUUGAUCUGAAUGUUCACUUUGAUGAUAUCUAGGUCAGUUUCGAAACUGGGUCACGUGCGGUCAAAAACUAGGCCAGUAGGUAUAAAAAUAGAAAAACCUUGUGACCUCUCUAGAGGCCAUAUUUUUCAUGAGAUCUUCAUGAAAAUUAGUGAGAAUGUUCACCUUGAUGAUAUCUAGGUAAAGUUCAAAACAGGGUCACGUACCUUCGAAAACUAGGUCAAUAGUUCAAAUAAUAGAAAAACCUUGUGACCUCUCUAGAGACCAUAUUUUUCAAUGGAUCUUCAUGAAAUUUAGUCAGAAUUUUUAUCUUGAUAAUAUCUAGGUCAAGUUCAAAACUGGGUCACAUGAGCUCAAAAACUAGGUCACUAUGUCAAAUAAUAGAAAAAACGACGUCAUACUCAAAACUGGGUCAUGUGGGAAGAGGUGAGCGAUUCAGGACCAUCAUGGUCCUCUUGCUAGAAUUAUGGCCUCUUUUGAUUUGGAAAAUCAGAUUUCUUGGUUAAGUUUUGUGUUUAGAUCAACUUUUUUCCUUAACUAUCAAAGCUUUUGCUUUAAAACUUGCAACACUUGUUCACCAUCAAAAGCUGUCUUUGUACAGGAAGAAAGACAACUCCAUCCUACUUUUUGUAAGAAUUAUGGCUGCUUUUGGACUUAGAAAAUAUCAAAUUUCUUAGUUAAGUUUUUCAUUUAGGUCAACUUUUCUCCUUAACGGUCAAAGCUAUUGCUUUAAAACUUGGAGCAGUUAUUUGCCAUUAAAAGCUGACUCUGCACAGCAAGUACUGUAACUCUACAUUGCUUUUUUGAAAAUCAUAGGUAUGACAAUAUUUCUAUUAUACAGAAACAAAAAAAAUCAGAUGAGUGUCUGCACCCACAAGGUGGUGCUCUUGUUAAUUUGCGGAUUUUUAUUAGUAAAUUCUGAAGUUUUGAAAAAUCAGGGUUUAAUCAAAUUCUACAUUGUAGAACAAUUUUUGAUCCGAACGUGCAGAACUACCUUAACUCACCCUAAUUUUGUUCAGGGUUGGCUAUUAGUAUAAUUGUAUUGUCCAUAGUCCUUUGUCAACAUCUUAACUUAAAUGUCCUUCAUGGUGAGAACUACACCAAUGUUCAUCAGUAGCAUCCUGGCAUUGACCUCUAUUUUGUUCAAGUGCUUCAGCUUAGCCCUUAUAAAAAUGGCCACCAGAGCUAAAAAUAGAAAAACCUUUAGCUAUCUUUUUUAUCUUCUCUGAAUCUAGAGCCUUGAUAUUUAUAGAAACCUAACUCUGUAAUUGUACCAUUAUGUUAUACAAACACACUUGAAGCCUUUUACACAGGUGAGCACUUUAGGGUCAAUUGCCCUCUUGUUUUUCAUACUUGAAGAUAACUAUUCUGCACCUUGAACAAUGUAGAAUAGUAGAUGCUAAAAACUGGUUUGUGCAAUGAUGUAUCUAGGACUGAACAAAAACUGUCAUUAAUCAUUGAAUUCAAAGAACAAGUUAUAUAAUUACGUAGUCCUUUUGACAAGAAUCCACUUUGAAAUCCACUCCUGAUAUUACCCAGUUACAUGCUACAAUCUAGCUUUGGUUGAAAAUAAUCAUGAUACAAGUUUCUACUUGGCUGUUAUUGCCUUAUAAUAAAGUAACAUGAUGUUUUACAGUUUGUAAUAAUUAUUGUUUUAUAAGUAUUAAAUAUUUACGCUUGGAAACUUUUUACAUUUACAAUAUAUAAUAAAGUUUGUUACCGGCACAAUGUGCUAGCAUUACUACAGAUUUAACAAGAAGAUGUCUACAGAAAUACAGUAUGUUUUCUUUGUUUUGCAAAGAAAAGGAUUGAAUUGGUAACUAAGAGGCACUGUCUCAAAGAUGGAAAAACUAAGUGAAUGUGUCAGAGUAAAUGAAAUGUUGAGAAUUGAUGCAAUAUAAAUGUUCCAUUAUUUUAGUCACAGUACCAGCGUAUAUAGACAGUUUUCUUAAUUACUUGAAUAUUAUAUUUUAGAUUGCAUUGUUGUUCUGUUCAUCAUAUUUUGUUUCUUAACUGCUGCCAUAUUAGAUGUUUAUUUGCCUUUUGAUAGUAGCAUUGUAGUCGUCUGUCAUAUUUUAAAGCCUGAUGCCAGUUGAAGUUCACAAAAUGAUGUACUUCUUCUGUAUUCUACUGCAUUUUUAUUCCCCCACGGUGGUGGGUGGGGGGUGCAUAUAGAUGCCCUUGUCCAUCUGUCCGUCCGUCCUUCAGAAAAUGUUGCGCCUAGCUCCAAAAGUAUUUGACAUGAGUCACAAAACUUUACAGGAACGUUGGUCAGCAUAUGUAGUUAUGCACCUGGGGUUUCGCGUCCAGAUUUAUUUUCUUGUAGGAGUUAUGGCCCCCGACUAUAAAAAUUGGUCAUUUUAGAGUUGUGUCGCGCCUAGCUCCAAAAGUAUUUGACAUAGUCACAAAACUUUACAGGAAUGUUGGUCAGCAUGUGUAGUUGUGCACCUGGGGUUUCGCGUUCGGAUUCAUCAUGACAGGAGUUAUGGCCCCUGACUUAGUAAAAAAUUGGUCAUUUUAAUGUUGUGUCGCGCAUAGCUUCAAAAGUAUUUGACCUAGAGUCACCAAAGUUUACAGGAAUGUUGGUCAGCAUGUGCAUUUGUACACCUGGGGUUUCGCGUCCGGAUUCGUUCAGACAUGUAGGAGUUAUGGCCCCUGACUUAGUUAAAAAUUGGUCAUUUUAAUGUUGUGUUGCGCUUAGCUCCAAAAGUAUUUGACCUAGAGUCACCAAAGUUUACAGGAAUGUUGGUCAGCAUGUGCAGUUAUGCACCUGGGGUUUCUGGUUCGGAUUCAUUCAGUAUUGUAGGAGUUAUGGCCCCUGACCUAGGAAAAAAUUGUCAUUUUAAUGUCAUGUAGUGGGGGCAUCUGUGUCCUAUGGACACAUUUUAAGUUUAUAUUUCACUAGCUUUUGCUUUCGUAAUUCAGUUACAUUUUUAGCUCACCUGAGCACAAAGUGCUCAUGGUGAGCUAUUGUGAUCACGCUGUGUCUGCCAUCCAUCUUGCAUCAGUCCAUCAACUAUUUCUUAAAACGACUUCUCCAAAACCACUGAAUGGAUUUUGAUGAAACUUGGCAUGAAUGUUCCUUGGGUGGUUCUCUACCAGAAUUGUUCAAAUGGUUAAGCUUGGUUGCAUAUAGGGGCCGCCAGAGCUAAAAAUAGAAAAAUCUUCAAAAGACAUCUCGUCCUAAACUGCUGGUCUGAUUUAAAAAUAAUUUCACACAAAUAGUCCUUAUAUAACCUUACUGGCUAGCGUCCUAUAACUGGACACUUUUGGAAUAUUUUUCACGAUAACUCGGGAAAUAGAUAUAUCUAGUGGUUGAAAUUUCACGUGAACAAAGCUAGGUUCUCCUCCUAACUAGAGCCAAUUUGUUUACUUCUAAAAUUAGGUAAAGUACUUUUUCGAGGCCCGCACAAAGGGCCACCGAAUUACGUUAUUUUAAGGUCUAACAUGUACCAUGUUUCUGGACAGCGAGUUGUCACUUUAUUGAUUUUCAAUUUACAUUCAACAUUGAAUUAAACUUUAUUUUCAACCAAUGGAAAGUAGUCGUACAGUGUCUGAGUCCAAGAAUUGUACGAAUUACCUCUCUUGAAUCUAUAAAUUUGAUCGUAUCUCUCCCAACCAAAUCUUUUAAAAUUUUACUUUUCGAAGUGAAUAUUUUGAUAUGUAAAUGCAUUUUAGGGUGUGUAAAAGUCAUGUACUAACUAUGUUGUAACUAUGCCCUGUUGUUGAAAAUCAAGCACCCAUUUGAUCGUAAACAGAUUAACAAGGUUAAAGGCCGAAAAUCAUUUACAGGACUGUCUGGGUUGGUGGUUGUCCUGAUUUGGUGGUCACUAGCCAGUAUACCAAAACUGUUCAAAUUAUUCCAAUUCGUCAAAACACAGGGGCGCCAGGGGGCAUGGUCACUUUUCCCCAUAUAUAAUUAUAUAUAGGGGAAACUUUUUAAAAUCUUCUUGUGUGAAACUGCUGGCUCGAUUUUAAUUUAAUUUUACACAAAUGGUCCUUGUGUGGCCUUCUACCAAGAUUGUUCAAAUUAUUUUGAUUCUUCAAAAAACAUUGUAGCCAGAGGGCGUGGUCACUUUUCCCUAUAUGUAUAUAUAAAAAAAAGUUGUAUGAAACUGCUGGCCUGAUUGUUCAAAUUAUUUUGAGUGUCGUAAAACAUGACCCCCGUGCAUUAAAACCCUGAUGUCCUGCAUGUUUCCCAGAUGCUAUAUUAGAUCAUAUAUCAUUGCAUAUAAACUUAACUCUGUACUUGUACCAUUACGUUACAUAAACCCCAGUGGUUAAGGUCACUGACUUCAAAUCACUUGCCCCUCAUUGAUGUGGGUUUGAGUCUCACUUGAGUCGUUGAAUUCUUCAUGUGAGGAAGUCAUCCAGCUGGCUUACGGAAGGUCUGUGGUUCUACCCAGGUGCCCGCUCAUGAUGAAAUAAUGCACGGAAGGGGCACCUAUGGUUUUCCUCCACCAUCAAAGCUGGAAAGUCACCAUCUGAUCUAUAAUUGGGUCAGUGCGAUUUUAAAUCCAACAAAAUAAAUAAAUAAAAUGAAGCCUUUUACACAGGUGAGCGCUUUAGGGUCAAUGACCCUCUUGUUAUAUAUAAAAAAUAAACCAGUUUUGAAAUUCCAAAUACCCUCUAAAUGUCAAGAAAAAAUUAAUAAAAAAAAACUAAAAAAAUUCAGUUUUCAAUUUGCAAACAUUGAUUUGUAGAGUUCUAGAUUUGUAGUAUUAUUGUAGCUUUAUGUGUUUAAAAUUUUGAGAAACACAUGUUACACUUGUGAUCGUAAGUCGUCGUCCCUGCACAAUUUCUUGUGAACAUGAUAAAGACCACAUUUUGCAAUCAAUUUUAAUCAAACUUGCAUACAACUUGUAUUGGCAUAAUAUCUUGGUUCCUUUUGAAAACUGGCCAGAUCCCAUCAUGGGUUCCAGAGUUAUGGACCCUUACAGGGCCAAAAUUUGUUAUUUUGGCUUGUGAACACGAUAGAGACCACAUUUUGCAAUCAAACUUGCACACAACUUUUAUUGGAAUGAUAUCUCAGUUCCUUUCAAAAACUGGCCAGAUCCCAUCAUGGAUUCCAGAGUUAUGGCCCCUUAAAGGGCCAAAACUUGCUAUUUUUGUUUUUGCAGCCAUAUAGACUUCUUUUAUGGUUUGAUUUUUUUAACAAACUUGCAAAAUAUCUUUAACAACAAAAGAUCUUGGAUUCUAUGUUGAAUCAAUCAGAUCCAAUAAUAGAUUCCGGAGUUUUGACCCAUGAAAGAGCCAAAAUUUGUUUAAUUUUUACCUUUUGAACACAAUAGAUGUGACAUUUUACAUUCAGUUUUAACCACUCUUACACUCAACUUAAGUCACAAGAAGAUUUCAGUUCCUUUCGAAAACUGGCUAGAUUCCAUCAUGGGUUCUAGAGUUACUGUCCCUGAAAGGGGCAAAAUUUUCAAUUUUGCCCUUUCAGCCAUAUAGAGGUUUCAUUUAUGCUUUGAUUUGAUACAAACUUGCACAGAAUGUUUAUCUUGAUGAUCUCUCUCAGUUUUAAGAAACUGGGUCAUGUGGGGUCAAAAACUAGGUCACCCACUCAAAGGAAAAGCUUGUUAACACUAGAGGCCGUAUUUAUGACCCUAUCUUUUGAAACUUUGAAUUUCCUACAAUCAUAAUUUCUAGGCCAAUCAUGUGGGGUCAAAAACUAGUCACCACUCAGUUUAAAGGAAAAGCUUGUUAAAACUGUAGAGGCCACAAUUAUGACCCUAUCUUCAUGAAACUUGAUAAGAAUGUUUAUCUCGAUGAUUCCAUGGCCAGGUGAGUGAUAUAGGGUCAUCAAGACCCUCUUGUUUCAUUUUCCUUUUAAUCUCUCUUAGACUCUACAAAUACCCUAAAAUUUGGGAUGUUUUUCUAUAAACAUUUUUUUUUAAUUAAGUCAUUGAGCAGUAAACAUAGUAAAGUUUUUCAUGUCCUGAAACUUAGGGUAAAUAUGGACAAUGUAGGCAACAAGUAUUUAAGUUAAUAUCAUACUUUUGUACAUUUUAGAAGAAACUGUGUAAUUAUACAUAUUUGCAAAAGGAUUGCGAAUCUGAAUUAAGUAUCAUUUCUGCUGUAAAUAUUUAUUAACUUUUUAAUUCAUUUUUAUUUGCCAUGUAUAGGAGUUUUACCAUUCUUUUCUUUCCUCCAGCAGUUGAAAAGUGUGGGUACUGCUAACUGGUCUGUCCAUGCCUAUUAGGAGAGGGGGUGGGGUGGGGGGGGGUGCUCUCUGUGAUUUUCAUUAGGGGAAGUGGAUCAUAGAUAGUACUUAUUUUUUAUUGUAGUUUUAUAGUCUUACAUUAGGAACAUUAUUACUUAGUUGUAAUUAGAUACAAUUUUAGAUAUAUUGUUUGUUUUAACUUUGCACUAUGUGACGUUAAUAUGAUCUUCCCUAGUAAAACAUUAAAAGGUGUUUUACUGGAUGUUUAAAUUUUUAUGUGUAAAUAUUGGAAGCAUAUUAUAUCAUUUGACCUUGUAAUCAAAAUAAUUAAAGUUGUUUUCUUACAUAAA